UUCCACGUCUAAAAAAGCUUUCUAUAAUGCGAUGUCCAAAUCUGAAAGACAAAUUACCAGAGACACUUGAAUGUUUAGUGAGUCUGAAAAUUUGUGAUUGCAAACAGCUCGUGACUUCUGUUCCAUUCUCUCCAUCAAUCAGUGAACUACGUCUCACCAAUUGUGGAAAAUUGAAAUUUAAUUAUCAUUUAUCCACUCUGAAAUUUCUUUACAUUCGUCAAUGUUACAUCGAAGGAUCCUCCGUGGAUUGGACCGGGCAUACAUUAUCUGAAUGUGGUACCAACAUUAAAUCGUUGAAAAUUGAAGAUUGCCCAACUAUGCAUAUUCCCCUAUGCGGAUGCUACAGUUUCCUUGUAAAAUUGGACAUCACCAGUAGCUGCGACUCUCUAACAACAUUCCCGCUGAAUCUGUUCCCAAAUCUUGAUUUUCUCGACCUUUAUAAGUGUAGUAGUUUUGAAAUGAUUUCACAGGAAAAUGAGCAUCUUAAACUCACAUCUCUCUCAAUUGGAGAGUGUCCUAAAUUUGCAUCAUUUCCAAAAGGAGGAUUGUCUACACCAAGGCUGCAACACUUUGAUAUUUCCAAAUUGGAGAAUUUAAAAUCACUUCCUAAAUGCAUGCAUGUCCUCCUUCCAUCUCUUUAUAAGCUAUCUAUAGAUGAUUGUCCACAGUUGGAGUCGUUCUCCGAUGGAGGUUUGCCAUCAAGCCUAAGAAACCUCUUUCUUGUGAAAUGCUCAAAACUUCUUAUCAACUCGCUGAAAUGGGCUUUGCCGACCAAUACAUCUCUCUCUAACAUGUAUAUUCAAGAAUUAGAUGUGGAGUUUUUUCCUAAUCAAGGGUUGCUUCCUAUCUCUCUUACUUAUCUAAAUAUUUGUGGUUGUCGAAAUCUCAAACAACUUGACUACAAGGGUCUUGAGAACCUUCCCUCUCUUAGAACAUUGAGUCUAAAUAAUUGUCCCAACAUCCAAUGCUUGCCAAAGGAGGGUCUGCCUAAAUCCAUUUCAACUCUACAAAUAUUGGGGAAUUGUUCACUGCUUAAACAACGAUGCAAGAAACCAAAUGGCGAAGAUUACAGAAAGAUUGCACAAAUUGAAUGUGUAAUGAUUGACAAUUACACAAGCUCCGACGUUUAAAAUAAGGCGUUUACCAACAAUCUUAGUUCCCAACUUUAACUCAGGUUGGCGCAUCAAGUUUCCAUAACGAAAAUGACUCGUUUGAUUGACAAUUGUACAAUGAACAACCUGCCGCCUCCAGUGACAAUUGUACAAAUCAAUGUAACUCGUAACUCGCUGGAUUAUCAGUAGUACAUGACAAACUCGCAGGAAUUUUAUGCGAAGAAAGGGACACCAAAAAAAUGGUGGUGAAGUGCUAAAGUUCUGGGAAUUAAGAAGACAAAGGUACAAAAGUUCAUUGCAGUUCUAAUACAGAUUUCCAUGAAACUUCUCAAGAGGUCUCCUUGGCUGCACAAGACAUCAAAUAUUUUUUCUAAAUAGAUAAUUGCUUUGUGGUUUUAAAUAUGUGAGUAUUUUCUUGGUAAAAUAUUUCACAGAUUAAUAACAAUCCUUAAUGUACAAGAAAUUGAUUGUGCCCUUGGAAUCUUGUUUCAAGUAUAUUAUUUUCCAACAAUCUUGAGAGUUGAUCUCUUCUUCUAAUCAUAGA
Medicago truncatula (barrel medic) is the source of this 1656-nucleotide messenger RNA. RefSeq names its product putative disease resistance protein At3g14460. The record is from RefSeq and is a predicted model, not a curated record. The coding region runs from base 27 to 1130 and encodes 367 amino acids. NCBI's taxonomy places the organism in Eukaryota, Viridiplantae, Streptophyta, Magnoliopsida, Fabales, Fabaceae. The transcript has 3 exons.